AUGGGUGGAGGUCCUCGUUUCCCGUUCCCCAAGUGGGUCUGGUCGCCUGCCGGCGGUUGGUGGUGCGAGAACCCCCCGAACGCGCAGCGCAAUCUUAGGAUCGUCCUGGGCCUUAACUUCGCCAUUGCUGGCGCUGUCUUCUUCAUUUCCGCCGCCAACGAGAGACGGCUGCUGAGCCACCCCACCAUUCCCGUUCCGUCCCAGCGCUGGAGCGCGUGGACUAAGGUGGACGACCCUGACUACAAGCGCAAGCUCGCCGCGUACCACAAGAACAAGAAGCCCCUUUGGGAAAGAAUCCUCCCCGACGCCAUGAUCCAGGACGAGCACGGCCACCACUAG
Messenger RNA from Acanthamoeba castellanii str. Neff, 339 nucleotides. RefSeq lists its product as uncharacterized. The record is from RefSeq and is a predicted model, not a curated record. NCBI's taxonomy places the organism in Eukaryota, Discosea, Longamoebia, Acanthamoebidae. The transcript is spliced from 4 exons. The coding region runs from base 1 to 339 and encodes 112 amino acids.